Messenger RNA from Prionailurus viverrinus (fishing cat), 2509 nucleotides. It is a transcript of the gene FITM2, whose product is annotated as fat storage inducing transmembrane protein 2. Gene Ontology annotation, biological process: lipid droplet organization; lipid storage; phospholipid biosynthetic process. The record is from RefSeq and is a predicted model, not a curated record. Gene Ontology annotation, cellular component: endoplasmic reticulum membrane. Bases 60 to 848 code for a protein of 262 amino acids. NCBI's taxonomy places the organism in Eukaryota, Metazoa, Chordata, Mammalia, Carnivora, Felidae. The transcript has 2 exons.
AGGGCAAGACGGUAGCCGGGAGGACACCGGGAGGCGGACGGUGGCCGACGAGGUCGGGCAUGGAGCAUCUGGAGUGCUGCGCGAGGUUCCUCCGGGGGACGCUGGUGCGAGCGGCGGUGCGGCGCUACCUGCCCUGGGCGCUGGCGGCCUCCAUGCUGGCGGGCUCCCUCCUCAAGGAGCUCUCCCCGCUGCCCGAGAGCUACCUCAGCAACAAGCGCAACGUCCUCAACGUGUAUUUUGUCAAACUGGCCUGGGCCUGGACCUUCUGUCUCCUCCUGCCUUUCAUUGCCCUCACCAACUACCACCUGACAGGCAAGGCCGGCCUGGUCCUGCGGCGGCUGAGCACCCUGCUUGUGGGCACGGCCAUCUGGUAUGUCUGCACAACUCUCUUCUCCAACAUCGAACACUACACGGGCAGCUGCUACCAGUCGCCGGCCCUGGAGGGGGUCAGAAAGGAGCACCAGAGUAAGAAGCAGUGCCACGGGGAAGGAGGCUUUUGGCAUGGCUUUGACAUCUCGGGCCACUCCUUCCUGCUGACCUUCUGCGCCCUCAUGAUUGUGGAGGAGAUGGCUGUGCUGCAUGAGGUGAAGACGGACCGAAGCCACUGCCUCCACACCGCCAUCACCACCCUGGUGGUGGCCCUGGGCUUCCUCACCUUCAUCUGGGUGUGGAUGUUUCUGUGCACGGCCGUUUACUUCCACGACUUGUCCCAGAAACUGUUUGGCACCCUGUUCGGUUUGCUGGGCUGGUACGGGACCUAUGGGUUUUGGUAUCUGAAACCCUUUUCCCCAGGACUUCCUCCCCAGAGCUCUAGUUUGAAUUUGAAGCAAGACAGUUACAAGGAAUAAAAGAGAAACAAAAGGGGUGAUAGAUAGCAGGACAAUGGCUAAUGUAUUUUUCAUGAUUUUUCUUGGCUACUUGACUAAAGCAUCAGUCCUCCUUCAGCGAGGGAGCUCACCAGGCGGUUUUGGUGAGUGGUGGUGGAGUCUGGGGAGGGACUUGAAUCCCCACACUUCUUGGCCAUGUCAUCUUGUGUCACAAACACCACCCUUCCCAGUCGGGCACUUUUUGUCCCUGGCAAGACUUGACCUUAAUCUGGAAUGUUCCUUUUGUCCCUAGAGGGCAGAGCUAAGGCUCAGAGAGACGACAGAAUCAGGAAGGCCUCCACUGUGUGGCUGGAGGGGAGGCCAGGGCCUCAGCACCCUUCUCUGCCACUGUCAUUCUCUCCCUGAUUCUAGUCAUCUUGUAUUUUAAUGGCUGACUUAACGCUGUUAUUUAAUAAUAUUUCCCUCUGGUCAGCUUUGCGUAAGCAUUUAUUUCCAGCAGGGUUCUUUAUAAAACAACCACCUGCCCGAAGAUACUCUCUGGUGGUGGUAUUUGUUUAUCCUCAGAAUGUUCUAUAUCACAACUGGCUUGUGAUUACCUACCAAAACAGUUCAACUGGAGUGCCUCUGUGGCUGAGUAUUGGAUGAUUUUUGUGUAACGAACAUUGCCAGUUUUCUGUCUGUGUUGCCCAGUUUUACUGGCUUUUGGAGCAAUAAGGUUACCUUUUUUCCCUACUAUUUUGAGCAAAUGCUUUAUUGUUUUCAGUAACAACUAUGGCGUUUGUUCUGUGUUGACAAAACUCCUGACGAUAACCCACAACCUCGAUGCUGCACUUUGGCACGUGUGUGGAUAGCUUUGAGGGUUUUCUUAGAACACUAAUUUACUUUUUAUAAACUAGACUCCUGGAUUAUGGUAUUAAACUCCCCCUCGCUUCAUGGGGCUGUUUUCUCUAUUAAGAAUAAAACCUGAAAGCAGACAUUUUAAUACUAACUUGGUGAAAUUUAAGCUGAGUCAGAGUAACUUUGCAAAAUGCAUACUUGCACUGAAACUUUCCUGACCACGCAUCAGUGGUGUAAGCUGAACGGUGUCCUUCAGACUCAGCUGAUAAGUACAUUGACCAGUCUGCUGUGGCCCAAGGAAUUUUAACAUUUUGGACAAGAUUAUGAUAAAUUGGAGGUGAAGGAAAACGUCUUCCAUUGUCUCUGAUGGCAGGAAGCCUACUGUUUGCAAAAAUGUCCCUGUUAAAUGUCGGCACGACUUUGGCCCUACCCUCCACCAGACCCAAACUGGGCCUGCUCAGCUGGCCUUGAAAUCGGUCUUUCCUUUCCCCUUUGCACACUUCUCAGUGUCCAGCCUGUCCUUCUGUGGCCUGUCACCUUCACCCGCAAAGGUACGUUUACAGCUCUGUGAUAAGACACUCCCCCCGCCACCCGUCAUCUCCACAGGUUGCAGGCUGUCUAUUUACUGUCUCCUUAGGCCUUUUGUACCCAGCCCUUUGCAUUUUGGAUAAUCAUCCUGGAAGCUUCCUUGAUGCUCCUUCUCUCCCUCAAAGCUAAGCCUGACAAACACUACACUUAACUGCCUUAACUCAAGCUUACAUGUUAGGAGCUUGAGGCCUGAAAAACCUUCAGGGUAAAUUGUAUUUCUUAUAAAGUUGUAUUUAAAAUAUAUAUUUGGUAUCCCA